Messenger RNA from Vigna angularis (adzuki bean), 1447 nucleotides. Its product is annotated as deoxyhypusine hydroxylase. Gene Ontology annotation, molecular function: deoxyhypusine monooxygenase activity. Lineage: Eukaryota; Viridiplantae; Streptophyta; Magnoliopsida; Fabales; Fabaceae. The record is from RefSeq and is a predicted model, not a curated record. The coding region runs from base 269 to 1216 and encodes 315 amino acids. Gene Ontology annotation, biological process: peptidyl-hypusine biosynthetic process. The transcript is spliced from 8 exons.
UUAGUUGUUUAAGGGGUAAGGUAAAACAAUUUCGUUUUCCCUCGAGGAAGAGAAGAAAUCCCGCUUCCAGAGAGCUGCUCUGAUUCGUCCACGUGCUGUGCCAUUCUUGAGGUCUGAGGUUAGAAUAUCACAAGUUCGUAUUGGUUUUGAAGAGCCGAAACAGCUAAAAGAAGCAAAGCCACUGAAAACUAGGAGCGGCUCUUCUGUAAGCACAGCCGUAUCUGAUUCACUGGUGUGGUGCGGAAGGUAGAGAAGCUGUCUCACCAGAAUGGAUUCGUCAAACGACGUCGCUUUGGUUUCCUCUGAGAUGGAGAAGUUCCUGUGCGAGUUGUUGCUGGAUUCAUCCCAGCCAAUUUCUGAGCGCUUCAGGGCAUUAUUCUCUCUCCGCAACCUCAAAGGCCCCGCCCCUCGCGAUGCCCUUAUUCUCGCCACAAGGGAUACAUCGAAUUUGUUGGCGCACGAAGCUGCAUUUGCGUUGGGGCAAAUGCAGGAAUUGGAAGCCAUUCCUGCUUUGGCUUCAGUUCUCAAUGAUCUUUCUUUGCAUCCCAUUGUUCGCCAUGAGGCAGCUGAGGCAUUGGGUGCUAUUGGUUCAGAAGGUAACGUUCCUCUCCUGAAGAAUAGUUUGGAUUCGGAUCCGGCCGAGGAAGUUCGAGAAACAUGUGAGUUGGCUCUUCAACGAAUUCAGCAUUUGAAAGAUGCUGGCAAUACUGAUGAAUUGGCUGCAACUGAAAUAUCGCCUUUCAAGUCUGUUGAUCCAGCCGUGCCAGCGACCUCUUGUACUUCUGUUCAACAACUUAGGGAAGUACUUCUUGAUGAAGAUAAAGGGAUGCAUGAACGCUAUGCAGCUCUUUUUGCACUUCGCAAUGAUGGUGGAAAUGAAGCUGUUGCUGCUAUUAUUGAUUCCUUGAGAUCGAAAAGUGCUCUACUGCGCCAUGAGGUUGCAUAUGUUUUGGGUCAAUUGCAAGACAAAGUUGCUUCUGCUGCUCUAUCCAAUAUACUUAAAGAUGUGAAGGAGCACCCAAUGGUUAGACACGAGGCUGCUGAAGCUCUUGGUUCAAUCGCAGAUGAUCGAAGUGUUGCUCUUCUUGAGGAAUUUACGGCAGAUCCAGAGCCUCUUGUCUCACAAAGUUGCGAAGUUGCUCUAAGCAUGCUAGAAUUUGAACGAUCAGGGAAAUCAUUCGAGUUCCUGUUCAUGCCAACUCCAACUGUGCAUUAAAUGUUUUCUCGGGGUAAUGCCAAGACAUAUAUAGAAGGAGCGGAUGGAUGAGAAUAGACGAAGAGACGCAGACAAAAACAGUUACAUACAAAGAUAUUUUAGAAUUUCUUACUUACAAUUGUUGAGAUUAGAAACCUUAGUUUUACAUAAACACGAGUUUAGCUAUGUUUCUGUUAAUUUAUGAAAAAAAAUAUAUUUUAUUGAAGUGGAAGCUUUAACGGUUGUUCUAAA